This is a messenger RNA of Stegostoma tigrinum, 9142 nucleotides long. RefSeq names its product zinc finger protein 438 (gene znf438). Bases 264 to 3686 code for a protein of 1140 amino acids. Gene Ontology annotation, cellular component: nucleus. Lineage: Eukaryota; Metazoa; Chordata; Chondrichthyes; Orectolobiformes; Stegostomatidae. The record is from RefSeq and is a predicted model, not a curated record. The transcript is spliced from 9 exons.
AUGGACGGAGUGAAAGAAGAUGGCGGCGCCCAGCUAGAGCCGAUCAUGGCGGAUGCCUCAAGGUGCAAGCACAGAAAACAGGCGAACCCGAGGAGAAAAAACGGAAAACGUUCCUAUGGCCAAUUGUGUAUGAACAAGUGAAGGGGUAGGGAGAAAAGCAGGGGACAAGAUCAAAAUGGAGUUGGAAGAGGAAAUUCUGUACAAGACUACACUUUCUUCCUUUGAACAAAAACGAAGUUUUAAUCACCAAAGGACAGAUAACAAUGAAUGAAGGUCAAAAUAGCUAUGUUAAAGAAAUUAAUGAAGAGUAUGUAAAGAAAGAAGAUGAUUUGCAGGAUGAAAAACAUGAAGAUGUUGAAAUGAAAGAAGAUACCAUAUGUUCAUUUGACCAAAGAGCAAGCCCUCAAAAUGAGACCAAACAAGAAGUUGACAAUGUAGAUGACAGCCAAACACAAAUCUGUGAACAGAUGCAGGGUUUUAUUCAUGACUCACCAAAGGCUGCUGGACUGCAGUUAUUUCAUUUAAAUCAAAAUGAGAAACAGCGAGUAUUGCCAACUACAUUUGGUCAACAUACACAAGAGAAGCCUGCUGGAAUGACAGAUGGGCCUAACAGUGUACAUAAGGACAAAGAUACACAAGGACCUCCAUCCACUAUGACUUGUCAGAAGAAAAGUUUGUCAACCAAGGGUCAUUUCAGGACCAUUGCUCCAAAAGUUAGUCCAUCACCAAUGGCAGUAUCUGCUUCUUCAAUGGUACCUCUUUCCACCAUUAGUGGCAUUUCUAGUGGACCCACUAUUUUAUCAGAUAUUCAGACAAAUACAUAUUCAACAAAGAAUGCAAAGCCCAUAAUCAUGCCAGCUCGGAACUAUGCGCUGAUGCCUGUUGCUGGAAAAGAGGGAACUUACUCACUUGUAGCCCUGCCACAAGUUGCUGCCGCUACUCCACAAAUAUCUUCAAAGGUCAGAAAAUCAGUCACAGGCUCUUGUACUAGUCAGGCACCAGUUUCUCAAGCCAUCAAUAGACCACCAGUUGUAGCAUUUGGGCAGACCGCACCUCAUGUUGCUGCCACUGAAAAAUUGAAGUUACCAAUUCCACGCUACCAGUCGAUGUGGGCCCAACCAGCUGUGAAGCAAGGAACAGUCUCAAAACUGGCAGUAGUGAAGCCAAGUAAUCUUCAGUGUCGAUCAUGUAUGCCAGGAGCAACAGCAAUACAGGUUCAACCAUCUGCAGUGCCCAGCCAUUCAAAUAUUGAUUCAAAUGUCGUAGCACCUAAAACUGGAUUGUUGCUUGAUGUGGACAAAGCAGGAUGUGUCUCUGCUGACAUUACAGUUCCUGCAACACUUCCACAGGAUAUAAAUCUGAUGCUUCAACAUUCUUCCCCAUCCAAGUAUGACAUAUUGAAAAACAAUGAAACAACUGAUGUGGACAGGCCUAUGCCACAGCCUGGGGAAGCAAAAGUUAUUUCUAAGCCCAGUCUGGAUCAACUGUCAGCAACAUGCAGCGUUUCAACAUGGCCUGUUGUCCAAACUGACCGACAAUCUCCUCUUAUCACUAAGUGUACUGGACCAGUUGGUUCUGUGCCACUAAUGCAUUUUGGAAAUUCAGUUCAGUUUAUUGCACCUACUCCUGCACCAAAAGGCAAAGUUCCUAUUUUACCAUACUCACGAAUGAAAAGCACUAUUUUUCAUAAGCCCAGACAAAAUCAGACAACUUCUGUAACAUUACCUACCCAAUUCAAGGCAGGAAUCCCCACUGCAUUGUCAGUCAGUGAUCAGUCUGGAGCUGCUGAAAUGUCUAAGGAUAUCUGUAUGGCUUCUGAUUUUCAUGGAGACAGUGCUCAUAAACCAGGUAGCCCAUUAUCGUUUACGCCAACCUGCAAUACAGAUCCACGUAUAUCAGAAAAAAGGAUUCUAGAUCGACUAAAGAAACCAAACAGCAAUGUAGUCAAACACAGAUUAGUAAGUAAAAGGAAGAUCACAGAUAAUGUAACCAUUUCCAAAGUGAAAAGAUUUCAGACCAGAACACUCUUGAGCAGAGUGCAGGAAGAUGAAGAAAAGAUGAAAUCUGAUUUUUCUCCACAAGACUCUGGAACUUUCAAAAUGAACAUGAAAACAGUAACAAAUGAAAAUUCAGACAGAACAGCUGAAGUGCUGAAGAAGUUUUGUAACAUUAUGCCCAAGCCUGUAGCAGUUACACAGGCUGUAACUCCAUUAGCAUUGUCUGGAAGGAUGUUUACAGUCCAGAACCUUGCUAGUUUAAAAACAGAAACUGCACUAAAUGAUGCAAUAAUCAACAAAACGGCUAACUUGGUGCAGGUUGCCGGUACAUCUGGCCACUACAGAAACUUGCCUGGUCAGUUGGUCUCGGAUGAACAAGCAUAUAAAUGCAAUGUUUGUGAUCGAGGAUUUCAGUUUAAACAUCACCUUCAGGAUCAUUUGAAUAUUCACUCUAAGAGCAGGCCUUACUGCUGUCGUAUUUGUCACAAGGCCUACAGUCAUUCAGGCAGCCUUAGCACUCACAUGAAAAGGUGCCAUAGUGAAGUACACCGUAAGAAGCUUAUGUGCUGCGAGUUUUGUGCAAAGCUCUUUGGACAUAUUGGAGUCUACUUUUUUCAUUUAAAAGAAAUUCACAAGGUCUUAAUCAGCAAUGAGCAGCCCAAUAAUUCACUUCUUCCAAAUAAGACAAAUGAAAACAGUAAGGAAGGAUUGCUAGGAGCUGCGCAACAUCUGCCUCUGUCAGACAGGAAGCAAACUGAGGAUAAUCAAUCACGUGCUGAAAUAGUUGGCCUCAGCACUUUGCAAAUAAAAUGUGCUCGUUGCCAAGUUGUCACCCCCACCUUUGUUGAUAUGAAACUUCACCUGUUAUGUGCUCAUGAGGAAGAGCUACAGCUGAGGGUAGAAGAGAGAUCAGUGAAUGAUGGAAGUAGAUGCAUCAGUGGAUUUCCUAUCUACUCAAGCAUGGAAGCCGAACAAGAGCUGCUCAAGCAUGCGGCAAACUACUGGAAACAGCUUGGUGAGAAGAAAACUCUGAUCAAGUGUGGCAUUUGUGAAGAAGCUUUUCAAUCCUGUUUUAAAUUGAAGAAGCACAUGAAUUUGCAUUAUAAACAGCAGCUCCAGCCAGGUGCUGUGGAUUCAAAUACAGUUCCUAAGGCUAAUAAAAUUCAGUUCAUUACAAAUAUAGGGUUUAAUUGUAUUUUGUGUAAACAGAACUGUGGAAGCAAAUCUGAACUCUUCAGGCACUGGCAAAGUUACCACAAGUGCAAGGACCCUGCUGUUUUGUGGACAGUCUUCAGUUCAUUGAAUGUACAUUGCACGGUAAAUGACGAAUUGCCCAAUGUUUCACCAGAGCACACCGCUGUCGGCACUGAACCAUUCUGCAGACAUGUUGUUGAUUCUGCAUCGCAGUAUGAACUACACGACAGGGAAAAGAUUGUCGAUGAGUGCAAGGUGCACUUGAGCAACUGCACUGGUGGAGCAGAAGGCAAUCUUGAUUAUUGCCACUUAACAUGUCCAUUUUGCUUGAAGAUCUUUUACUGCGUGAACUGGAAAGGUAACAAUGGCAAAGUUGUUGUCUUUCAGCCAGAGGAUGUUGUGCAUCAGUGCCCAAAGUGCCUACUAAAGUUCUCAUUAACUGCUAAAGGCCUUGGAGCUCAAGUACUCUGUACUUCAUCCAAACAUUGUGAUUAACAUACCAGUGCUUCAGGAACUUAAAAUGUCUCUGAGGUGAGUUGGUAGCCAGUGUAAAAUACUGAAAUUGGACUGCGACAUGUUAAUUAUUAAUAUUAAUUCAAAAUAUAUGCUCCUCAUGAGUGUCCAGGUGAAACAGUAUUCUAAUGGAGAAGGACUGGUUGUGAGACUGUAGUUUUACUUUCAAAUAAAACUGUCUUGGAUUCUUGUAAUGUGACGGCGCAUGGUAAAAUUUGGCAUGGAAUGGGAAAUGGCAUAAAUAGAAAAUCAAACAGGAAGGGCAAUCUACUGAAAAAUAAUUCAGCAUAUAAUCAAAAUUUGAAAUGGUGUAACAGAAACUAAUGCAGUAUCUUUAGCCUUGAGGACAAUAAAUCAAUGUUGCUGCAGUGAACAACAAUGCACUUUGUUUCUGUGGCAAAUAUAUAACUCAGAUCCCGAAAUUAAAAUGUAAAUUGUUGUUAAUAUUGUAAAAUAGUGUACUCAGUUUUGACACUGAAGAUGCCAAAUAAGCCAUAAAAUUGCUGUAGCUCCUCCUAGUGGGACAAAAAAAUCAUGCAAAUAUUACUUCAAGUUAUCAACAGUCUGUCAGAUUUCAUGGUGAUAAAAUGCUUAUUGCACUGUCACACCAGAGUUUUAAAAUAGUGGGAGUUUAUGAAGAAUAUCCUUAUUGUCUCCAUGAUGUAUUUUGUUGACUUAUUUUCUUUUUCUCUCUCUUACCUCACUUGCAUUGAGAUACAUUAAAGUGGUUACUUGCAGCACUCUCGUACCUGAUCUAAUUAGCCAUCAUUUCAGUAUGAAACUGGAUGGUUACUGAUAGCAGCUUCCUUGCCCACAGGGAUGUCACAACCAAGUGAUUUCUUGUCCUUAGCAUCAGUACAUGCACUUUAUUCAAGGCAAUGGUCGCAGAAUGGAAUUCAAAAGACUUUACACCACCAUGUAAGAAAGGUUUAUGUAUUUAAAUUGAUUAAUUUAGAAAUUUCUUAGGAAAAGUUUUUUAAAUUACAGAAGCAUAGUACCAAUUUAUAUAACCAAUAGAUUUUAUAUAGAUCAGAAUUGGAACACAAAAGAAGAUUCAUUCAUUCUAUCUUUGUGCCUCUGUUUAGUUCUUCGUGCAGGGCCUUGUUGAAGUUAUUUUAUUGUGAGAUUAGUUGUGCCAGUUGGAAAAGUGCUCUGGAAUAUUAAUAUAACAGACUAACUGCUGGGAACACGUCACUUGUCAGAGGGGAAUAGUUUAUGAUAUCAGGAGAUCUAAAUGUGAAGAAAAUUCAUUAUUAAAACGGUGGUAAGAGUUGUUCAUUUUGUUAGACAGCAAUCUUGAGGAAUGGGAUAUUUCUUACUUUCUUAAUGCUCUCUCUUCUCUUUCAAUAACCUUUACAAAAGUUCUCCCAGUCAUUUGGAAGCUGCAUAUUUCCAUUAUCUGCCCUUGGAUCAUUGCAAUCCUGAAGGAUUAACAAUAAAUAGUUAUCUCUUUACUGAGAUAACAAGGUGUAGAGCUGGCUGAACGCAGCAGGCCAAACAGCAUCAGAGGAGCAGGAAGGCUAACGUUUCGGGUCUAGACCCUUUUCUGAAAAAGGAUCUAGAUUAGGUUAGAUUAGAUUUCCCUACAGUGUGGAAACAGGCCCUUCGGCCCAACAAGUCCACACCGCCCCUUGAAGCAUCCCACCCAGACCCAUCCCCCUAUAACCCACACACCCCUGAACACUAUGGGCAAUUUAGCACGGCCGAUCCACCUAGCCUGCACAUCUUUGCACUGUGGGAGGAAACCAGAGCACCCGGAGGAAACCCACACAGACACGUGGAGAAUAUUCAAACUCCACACAGACAGUUACCCGAGGCUGGAAUCGAACCCGGGUCCCUGGCACUGUGAGGCAGCAGUGCUAGCCGCUGUGCCGCCCUAGGCCCGAAACAUCACCUCUGAUGCUGCUUGACCUGCUGCGUUCAUCCAACUCUACACCUUGUUAUCUCAGAAUCUGCAGUUCCUGCUAUAUCUUUACUGAAAUGCUUUAAUGAAUUGCUAAGGGAUCAAAGAACAUUGGGGAAAAACAGGAACAGGCUCUUCAGUUGAUUGAUCAGCCAUGAACAUAAUGAAUGGCAGAGCAGUCUCAAAGAGCUGAAUAGCCUGUGCCACUCCUAUUAUUGUUCCCAAGCCAUAUUUUAUUCUUGCAUGGGAUGUGGCCACCACUGGCAAGGAAUGUGUUUUUGCCUGUUCCUAACUGCCCUUGAACUGAGUGGCUCGUGAGACCGUUUCAGAGGGCAGUUGAAAGCCAACCACAUUGCUGUUAUUUGGAGUCCCUUGUAGGUAAGGAUGGCAGAUUUCCUUUCAGAAAGAACAGGAGUGAACCAGAUAGGAUUUUACAAUAAUUGACAAAUGUCACAUGGCCACCAUUAGACCAGCUCUUUAAUCCAGAUUUUAUUGAACUCAGAUUUUACUGUGAUGGGAUUUGAACGCGUAUUCCCAAAACAUUAGCCGGGGACCUCUGGAUUACUAGCCCAAUGAUGGUACCACUACACCACCACCACCACCUCCACUAUGACAACAUUAACUUCAUUUAUAUUGCACAUUAAACAUGAAAAACAUAGAUCAUAGAAGAUUAGUGUACAGAAGAUGACCAUUUGGCCCUUUGUAUCUAUGCUGGCUGUUUGUAAAAGCAUCUCAACUAGGCACAUUCCCCACCUAGUACCCAUAACCCUGCAAUGCUUUUUCUGUUCAGGUAACUACCCGAUUCCCUUUUGAAAACCACGAUAAAUCUGCCUGUAUCAUAUUCUCAGGCAGUACAUUUCUGAUUCUAACUACUUGCUGGUUAAGAUUUUUCUUCAUAUCCCUGGGUUUCGCAGAACUCUAUGAAAAUAAGCUGAAGCAGUGGAGCAGAUGCUAGCGGAUUCAUGAGAUGACCUGUAGAGAGGAAUGUGAAGGUGACAGAAGAGAAUUAAGAAAGUAAUGGGUUUCAGGAGGAAAUCCAGGUAGCAGAAAAUACAGCUGAUUUCGUUGAGUGAAGGGUAAGAGUGAGGAGACAGAAGGCUAGAAUCAGAUGAAUGGACAGUACAGGCUAUGUGAGGGCAAUGGAUUGUGGGAAUCUAUAGGCAUAGAAAUAGGUAUUUUUAUGGAUGGAUUUAAAAAGAAAAUUAAAAGACUCAAAGGACUGACAACUAUUACAGAUCAGUUCAAUUGGGUGAGCAUGAUUUCGAGUUGAGUUAAGUUAUGGACUACAGAGAUUUAGAAAAGCUGAUGAAUGUAAAGUGUGAAGAGUGUAGGCUAACCGAUAAGACAUUGGAAUAAACAGAGUAGAGAGGUGGCAAAGUCAUUAAUGAGUAUUUCAGCAACAGAUCGACUACGUUAAGCAGUGUUACAAGAGUUGUUCUGAGGAAGGGUCACCAGACCCAAAACGUUAACUCUGAUUCUUCACAGAUUCUGCCAGACCUGUUGAGCUUUUCCAGAAACUUUCUUUUUCUUAGAGUGGACUGGAGAAAACAUUGGUUUUAAGUUAGUUUUAACAGGGCACCUCAGAUUUGGGCACUUUGAUUCAGCCUGAGAUGGUCAUUGUCAGAGAAUGUAAAUGGCGCCAAGGAAGUAAAUACAGUAGCUUUGGUUUUCCCUGUGCUUUACAGAAAGAAGGGAUGAGUCACUAUAGGUUAGAAAGUCUCACAGCAUGAUGGAAACGUCAGAGAAGUGGUGAAGUGGAGCUGAUUGUCAUUAGUAUGCAGGUGAAAAACUGCAUGGCUUUAGAUGGCAUUUCCAGGGGCAGCAUAACAAUAAAGAAAAUGAGAUCAGAGGUGGACUUUGAGGAUUCCAGACAUCAUGACAUGAAAAGAAAAGCUGUUAGAAUUUAUAAUUGAAAAUUAAGCUAAGCAAGGCCAGUUCCACUGAAAUAAAGGAAACAAAGCACUAGAGAAAUUCAGCAGGUCUAGCAGCAUCGGUGGAAAGAGAAACAGUUAAUGGUUUGAGUCCAAGUUCACAACAAUAUUAACCCAUUGUGUUGGUCAGAAAAUGAGUGAUGUUGUAUUCAAUGUGUCAGAAGUGGCAGAGGUUUUGGAGGACAAAGAGGGCUAAUAUGCACACAGUGCCACAGACGAUGUUAGAUUUUGUUAAAGCUGUUCUGGUAUAGUGAGGCAGUUAAAACCGACAAGUGAGUUUGAAGUAGGCAGCUGCUCCCACACUUCCCUAAUACAGCAAUGCAGAUUCGUGGUUUAUGGACAAAACCAGUAUGAUGGAGGUUAACUCUAAGAAGCACAGGAAAGUUAGCAUCAAAAACAUGGGAGGUAGAAAAUUUCCAAUUAGUAUUAUAUAUUAUUAGGGCUAGAAACUUUAGGGAUAAGAGGCUUAAAAUUUGAUAAGCAAUAGAAGAAUAUAAUGCUGUUGAAAUAUUGAAAGAAUUGCUGACUCUGGACUGCGAUGAUGAAUGAAAUUUCAUUUGCUCUGGAGAAAUCAAAUAGACAGGAAAAAACAUACUAAAGGAGCUUAUCCUGUUGUAGUUGAAAAUUUAGAUAUUGAACUCCUGCACAUAGAAAUCUUUAAGAUACAAAUUGCAGUGCUAUAACGAGGAAUAUGCUAAAGAUCACCAGGCUGAAAUAAAAGGAAGAGAGCUUAUUGUAUCAAGGUUUUUUUUGAGGAACUUGUUCUAAUAUAAAUUGACAACAAUACUUAAUAGUCCAGCAUUUGAAUUGAGAAAUUUAAAUUUUUAGCACACACUGAUUCAUAAACAAAUUAUUGAACAUAACAUCUGGAGCUUUGAAGUACAGAAGACAUUAAGGCAGCUAUACAUAAUGUUAUUAAUCUUAAAAUAAAUGAGAAAACUGCUUAAGGAAAUUUAACUGGGUGAAUACUUCUGUAAAGGACGUCUGGUACACCUUUAACGAUGUAAUUAACUUGAUGCUGGGCAGCACGGUGGCUCAGUGGUUAGCGCUACUGCCUUACAGGUCCAGGGACCAGGUUUGAUUCCACCCUCGGGCAACUCUCUGUGUGGAGUUUACACAUUUUCCCUGUGUUGGCAUGGGUUUCCUCCAGGUGCUCCAGUUUCCUCCCACAGUCCAAAGAUGUGCAGGGUAGGUGCAUUGGCUGUGCUAAAUUGCCCAGUGUCCAGGAAUGUGCAGGCUAGAUGGAUUAGUCAUAGAAAAUACAGGUAUACAGGAAAGGGGGGCUCUGGAUAGGGUGCCUUGUGGCGGGGCAGUGUGGACUUGAUAGGCUUAAAUGCCUGCUUCCAUUCUGUAGGGGAUUCUAUGACUAGAGGUAGUAAAUAAGCAUAACCUAAGCAAGUGUGGCCUCAUGAUUUAACGAAAGAAUAAGCAACAACUGAAGAAAAAAUCAAAUCCUCAAAUCCUACUGGGAGGAAAGUGAAGGGUUGUACACAUCUAAAAGUCUACAGCUCAGAAAGGGGCCCAUCAGCCCAGCCAGCCUGCACCAGUCAAAAACCAUAGAUGUUGGUGUGUUCGCCGAGCUGGAAGAUUUGAUAAGCAGACAU